AUGUUACGCCAGACCCGAACCCAUCAUCUCUAUGAAAUAUUGGAUGAAUUGUAUCAGCAAAUGAAAUCGGAACAGAAGCCAUGUAAGGUGAUUACAUCGUGUCUAACAACAUCGGUGGUGCUGCAGGAUCAUCAGGCCAUUACGGAGGUAUUGACAGCGAAAUUUGACAAAUUCCCCGAGCGCGGAUUCUAUGUCAAUAAAAACGACCCGUUAAUGUCGAACUUGGUGCGCUACAACUAUGACCUGUGGAAGCCCAUGAGGCGUAAAUUGGCCCCGGCCUUUACUCCCGCCAAAUUGAAAUAUAUGUUUCCCACCAUGGCCAGGGUGGGUGAGAAUUUUGUCCAAAUACUCUCCAGAGAAAUAGCGAAAGGUGGCGAUGACAUCCUCGAGAUGCAUGAUUGGUGUAAACGUUUCAGCAUGGACGUAAUCGGCACGAUUGCCUUUGGCAUUGAUGUGAAUAGUUUGGAGAGCUCCCAAAAUGAAUUGAAGCUACGUACGGAAAAAGCUUUGGUGGAACAUUUUCGUCCCUUUACCGAUCAACUUUUUGUAAAAUAUCCUCGAUUCCUGAACUGGUUGAAUUUUAAAUAUCAUUCUCGGCAAUCGAUUGAGUUUUUCCGCAAAAUUGUUCAAGAAUCCAUAGAGUAUCGGGAGAAGUUUCAAAUUAAAAGGAAUGAUUUUUUGGAUUUGCUACUCGAGUGUCGGGAUACGGAGGAUGAAUUUCAAUUGACCAUGGACAUGAUGGUGGGUCAGGUUUUUAUAUUUUUUGUUGGCGGUUAUGAGUCCUCGUCAACGGCCUUGUGUCAGGCUCUGUAUGAGUUGGCCAAGAAGCCGGAGUUACAAGACAAGGCCAGAGCGGAGGUACAAGAGGUGGUGACAAAUAACCAAGUAGCCUAUGAAGAUUUAAAGGCCCUAAAAUAUAUCAAACAGGUACUGAUGGAAACUCUACGCAAAUAUCCCAUUGUCCCCGGGAUGCUUCGUCUCUGCCGUGAAUCAUGUUCGCUGAAUACUCGCGUUGGUCCGUUGCAAAUACCCGAAGGUGCCACUAUUAUGCUGCCCAUUUACAGUGUACAUAAUGAUCCUGAUUUCUAUCCUAACCCUCAUGAAUUUCUUCCCGAAAGAUUUGAAGAAUCGUCGGAGAAUCAAAGACCAGCACACACCUUCCUAAAAUUUGGUGAUGGUCCUCGGAAUUGUAUUGCCUCGGGUUUUGGUAUGACAGAAUUGUUAUAUGCUUUGUCUACCUUGCUGGUGAAUUUUCGAUUUUCAUUGACCGAGCGGAGUCCGAAAGUUAUUGAAUUCGAUAAAAAUACCAAAUAUAUAGCCAGCCUUAAGAGUGGUAUUUACUUGAAGGUGGAGAGGAUUUGA
This is a messenger RNA of Musca vetustissima, 1362 nucleotides long. Its product is annotated as cytochrome P450 6a22-like. Bases 1 to 1362 code for a protein of 453 amino acids. The transcript has 2 exons. NCBI's taxonomy places the organism in Eukaryota, Metazoa, Arthropoda, Insecta, Diptera, Muscidae. The record is from RefSeq and is a predicted model, not a curated record. Gene Ontology annotation, molecular function: monooxygenase activity; heme binding; iron ion binding.